CAGAGAUAUCUGUUACACAGGUGUCAGGCUGGUCCCCUCCUCUCUAUUCAGCGAAAGGAACGUUUCAGAAACCUAGGAUCUCACUGGCAUUCAAGCACAAGCCAGUCACCUCACCUGUAUGUAUGUCUUACAAUGUGUGUGUUUAUACUGGUGUAAACAUGUCUGAUAGGAGAUGCAUGUUAGUUGUACUGAUUCUGCUAGGAUAUGCCAUGUACAAUGUAUCAAUAGCUGAAUGUGAACAUAGCACAGCAGCGUUACUAUGUUGCACGUGUAUUUUGUCUCCUGUUUCUAGCUCUAACUGAUCAAAGAUGUUACAGAGCUUUUAAAUGUAAUAUUGUCUUUAUGUGAAAAUCUGUUACCCUUUUGAAGAGCGAAUUGUAUUUUGAAUGUCUUACUCGCCCCAUGUCUCGAUAGAGCGUAACAUAGUAAAAGUAGGGACUAGCAGAAUGAAAGCAUUGUUUAUAAACCAGAAUAGCAGUGCAGAGAAUGAAAAAAAAAAUAUAGUAUGUUUAUUCGAAAUUCUACAAUUUCCGCUCAUCUCAAAAAAAAUUGGUAAAAAGUGGUCAGGUAGUUUUUUCCCCCCAGGAUUCUACAUAUCACUGUUUUGCAAUACUUUUUUUGGUUUUUGCCAAGGUGCACAGUUACAACAUUAGCAUGGCAAACUUAUUUUUUUUUCAUAUUUUACCUUCAUCAGAGCCUAUAAAUUACCCAAUUACUUGUGCCUCACUAGAGAGAGAAGCAUACUUCUAGGCAAACUGACUUACCAGUUUUAACCCCUUAAGGACCAAACUUCUGGAAUAAAAGGGAAUCAUAUGUCACAUAUGUCAUGUGUCCUUAAGGGGUUAAAGGAAUACUCCAAGCACAAUAGCCACUGCACCCCUUCCCAAUGUAAGCAGGAGCAUCCAGCUCUCCUGGCUUCAGAGGUGUAAAGGGCACCAGGAGACCCCAGGGAAGAAAUCAAAUCAUUCGAAAAAUGGGGGGGGGAAGGGGGGGGGGGGGAGGGGCAGAGGGUAUGGAGUCACCAGGUCAUUCUUGAGAACAUUGCGACUACAGCUUACUUUGAGUGUUUCUUUCAUUUAUUGCCAGAUGAGAAUUCCUGUUUCAGUACCAUACAUGUUUAAAAAUAUAUAUUUUAAGGAUUCUAUUUAACUUAUUGCAGCCUUGACAUCAACAGUUACACUACACACUUUGAGUUAGCUUAACACACAUCGGUGUAACAUGGCACACUGGUUGAAAACCACUUUUGUAGUUAAUAAAAAAUGUUGAGUUACUCAUUACAAGGAUAUUCUAAGACUCAAAAAAACUUUACAGCUUUAUGAAGCAGUUUUGGUGCAUAGAUGAUUCCCCUGCAGUCUCACUGCUUAAUGUUUUGCCAUUUGGAAAUUAAAUUAUUUUGCUUAUGGACCACUAGCCACGCCUCCCCUGGCAGUGACUCACACAGUCUCCAUGAAAAAAAUGGUUUAAUUUUAACAGCACAAUCCAUUUCAUUGAGAAGUUCUUAUGUCCUGCUCUACCAAUUGAACUUUAAUCACACACAGGAAGUUGCUGAUCUAUACACCGAAACCACUUAAUUUAGCUAAAUCUUUGUGAUCCUUAGUGACCCUUUAAGCUUCCAUUGAAAUCAUUAUUUUCAAUAUUAGUGAAAAAAAUCCCAGUUAGAAACACUCUAUAUUCAUUCACCAGAUUUAUUAUUAUUAUGUUAUUUAUAUAGCGCCAUUAAAUUCCACAGCGCUUUACUAUGGGUGGACGAACAGACAUGUAGUUGUAACCAGACAAGUUGGACACACAGGAACAGAGGGGUUGAUGGCCCUGCUCGAUGAUCUUACAUGCUAGAGGGAGUGGGGUAAAAGGACACAAAAAGGUAAGGGUAGUAUUAGACUAGUGACAGUUGCAGAAGAGGAAUCAGUCAGGAGCUAUUAACAGUUUAAUUGAUACGCUUCUAUGAAGAAGUGGGUUUUUAACAAUUUUUUGAAGGAGUGGAGACUGGGUGAGCAUCUAGCGGAGGAAGGAAGCGAUAGAUAGCAUAUGAGAGGUUCUAAAAUAUUUAAACAGGUCCAGCUGAUAAAAAUAACCUCUGCUAAUUUUUUAUUAAUUCACUGUUCACAUAUAAUUGGAGGUGGUGGGGGAAACAUGGAAACACUUCUCUCAGGUACAAUGAGACACCACCCAUUAUGUUAACCCCUCAAACACAUACACAGUAAAAUAAUAGAGGAGUUGGUGCAUAGUCCUCGACAAGUAUGUAGUAAUUAGGGGAGCUGCUGGACCAGGGCAUCUUGUUUUAGUUCCUUAUUUGUCAUGCAUUUCUUGGGUUUUACCAGGUAUUAUAUAGCAGAUCUAUGUGGAUAUAUGGUGGGUACGUUAAAGGCCUGCAUUCAUUUUAUUUUCUCUUAUACCAGGAUCAUGUGUGUUGACAUCUUUAAGUCCACCAGCUCAUUUACAGUGCUGUUCAAAGCAGGUUCAUAUUGCUGUGCUCCACUUCUUUUAUUUAGAAAUGACAUCAAUUGAAUUCAUUAUUUGUUUUAUAUAUUAUCUAUUUACCAUUUUCAGACUUUCAAAAGUGGAUGCAAUUCAGGGUCAGUUCUUUGCCUGCAAUUGUAUGAAUUCUCAAACAUUACAUAGACUUUAGAUAUUUCCACUGCUAAAAUUUUAGUGGUCAUAGAAUUGUUUGGUGUUAUAGUUAUAAAUGCAGUAUGAUGCUAAAGGAAUACUCUAUAAUUAAAAAUAAAAUAUUUUUAACAGUAGUGGUUGGCUUUUUUUAACACACAUCACUGACUCUGUUAAAAAGAAUAGUUUAGAAACACAAUUUAAAGGACCACUAUAUAGUCCUUAGGUCCCCCCACCCUCAGGGCCCCUCUUCAGCUGGGUUGAAGGUUAAAACCCCUUCAGCCACUUACCUUAAUCCAGCGCCGGGCUCCCUCGGCUCUGGUGACUUCUCCUCCCCCUCCGAUGUCAGCUCACCUUCGAAUGCCAGAGCGCGUACGCAUUUAAACCACCCAUAGGAAAGCAUUACUCAAUGCUUUCCUAUGGACGUUCUGUGUGCUCAGUGCGAUUUUUGCAUUGAGCGUCGCGGAAGCAGUUCUAGCAGCUGUCAGGAAGACAGCUACUAGAGGCUGGAUUAACCCUGCAAUGUAAACAUAGCAGUUUCUCUGCAACUGCCAUGUUUACAGCUGCAGGGUUAAAACCUGGGGGACCUGGCACCCAGACCACUUCAUUACUUUAAGAUUGUCACUUGUAGGAACACGACAGUGUUAGGAAUAUAAAUAUGAUUGAUUUAGUAUUGUUGGGUAUGCUUUCCAAAUGAUUUCAUAUUUUUGGCUAAACCUUUUUUAAACACAUUUCAAAAUAUUAAAAUAUAAAAAAUAUAUAUCAUAUAUAAAACAAAUACCAGUAUGUAAAAUCUAUCAACAUGUUACAAAAUUAAAAAAAACAUAAUAAUAUUAAAUCCUUUUAAAAGUUUAUCCAAAAAUAUUAAUUGCUUGAAAAGCUUAUCCAACAAUAAUAAACUGAGACCUAUGUUAGUUCACCAAAACAACUUUAACUUAAUGAAGCAGUGUUGGUCUAUACAUCAUGCCCCUGCAGUCUGAUAUUAAGGAGUUAAAUCGCCUUGUUUAUACAGUCCAAGUCACACCUCCCUUCAUCUGACUUAAGCAUCCUUUUUAAACACUUCCUGUAAAUAGACACGUAAUGUUUAAACUCCCUGCAUUGUGCAUUGUUUUAAAUUUAGAAUUUAUCAUCAGCUGUUCUAUUGAUAGCCUUCUAGACCCCACAGGAGCCCUCUGUGUAUGCUUAAAGUUCAAGUUACAGAGUAAGAAAUAAAGAAAGUUAACAUAUGAUUCAGAAUGAAACCAUUUUUCAUGCAGACUGUGUCAGUGUCACAGCCAGAGUAGGUGUGGCUAGGGUUACAUAAACAGAAACAAAAGUAAUUUAACUCCCAAUGUCAGAGAAUUUAGCAGUGAGACCGCAGGGGCAUGAUCUGUACACCAAAACUGCUUCAUUAAGCUAAGGUUGUUUUGAUGCCUAUAGUAUCACUUUAAGAUACAACAUUUUGUGAAUUAUUAUAAAAUAGAGCAGAAAAUAGACAUAGUUAACUAAUUAUAGGAAGCAUGUAGAUGCCUUGUCUUCAACAAGUGGCAAGUAACACACAAUAAGGAAGGUCUAGGUAGAAUAUUCUGCAGUCCGUUACAGGUAGAGAAAGAUAAUCUAGGGAAUCAGUUUACUAAUGUACACACCUAGUUACCAUAAUAAACAUAAGUGAAGGCACUCUGUGGAUGAAGGAUGGUAUGUAGUGUGUACACUGUUAUAUUGCUUUUAUUUAUAUGGAAAAUAAAUGUUAACAGUAAAAGAGUAAAACAAAUGAAUUAUUAAGCUGUAAUAAUAAUAAUAUGUAAUAAGAUGAAACUUAUUGACUAGCUACAGUUGUUGUGAUAUACUUUCUUUGCUUUGUAUUGUUGUUGUGUUCACUAUGUGGUGUUAUUUUAUCUACAAUGUAAAGUGUAAUAUACAGGAUUCUUUAUGGGAAAUACUUGUAGAAGGCACAUGGUCCUGAAGCUCUAUAAAGAGUUGAUUCAUAUUUUGCAGUAUUUUCUUGGUGAACAUUCAGUCACUAUUAAUCCUACCAUAAUAAUGUAAUGCAUAUUAAUUAUGUUCCAGGUGGCCGUACAUUCAAUAAGAUCCUAAAGACAACAUGUGGGUAUCUUGAUGUAGACAUGUGUAUGUAGAUUUAGAGUUGUAGCCUCCAGCAUUGAUUGUGUUAAAAUGAUUAAACUUGUGGAAGUAUGAAAACACGUUUGGCCAUAUUAGCUUGAUAGUUGUAAUCUCCAGUAGCCAGAAUGACUAGUGUAUUCCUGGACACAGCAGGUACCGAGUCCAGCAAUGCUCACAAUGUCCUAGAUUGUUUUUCUAAGACAAGAUACUGAGAAAGUAGAACUGUCCAAGGAAUUAUGUCUCUUUUUCUUGUUUAUCUUUUCUUCACAAAUCCUUUUAAAUAUCAUCAUUUUUAAUGGGGAAUAUUAAAAAUGUUACUUUGCUCUGCUUUGAAAUAUUGCCCCAAUGCAGUUUGAGGCUUCAACAGUGGCAUGUGAGGAACGUUCUUACAUUUGUUCAGUGUUAUUUUAGAAAAAUACUCAAAAGAUGAGAAAAUUAGAUAUGCAUGUGGACGUCCAGCAUCACCUAAAACCCUAUAGUAAAGCAUUAUACAUGCUUUCCUAUGGGGCAAAUGUAAAUGCCAGUGCAGCCAUUUCUGCACAUGCGUAUUAGAUCUGCAUAUUAGGCCAGCGCCCGAACUCAGGUAAGUGACAGAAGGUUUUUUUGUAAUGCACCAUGGGGGAGGAAGGGAAGCGCAAGGAAGGGCGGCCUAAUAGGGAACUAGAGGGCCAGGUAAACAACUUUGUUUUCCCUUUAACUGUCAAUCAAGGCCUAUGGUUUCUGUAAUCACAGCACCCUUGUUAUAAGUCAGUGUGUAAUGCAUUGCUUCUUCACUUGAAGUGCAUUCAGCAAUAUCCCAAAUACCAUAUUAUAUCCAAAUUACUUUAUAUUGUAAAUUCUAUUACUAUAAACGGUAUACAUAAAGAACACUUCUACAAAACAUAACUCAGACUUUGAAACAGACAUUUAUGAUUACUGUCAUAAAAUGAUCACUGUCUUGAUUAUUAGAUUAAAAUUAACAAAUAAAUCGGCCCUGGUGUGAUUUUGAGAGUGAAGAAUGUAACACUUAGGGGAAACAGAGUGGACAUUGCUGUAAGCAGGGUGCUACGGGACUUCCUAUAAAAAUCUUACAUACUACACUUGCACACUUGAAUGUAAGGGUCAGAUAAGUGCCUUGAACAGCUACAAAAAUGAAAAAAAUCACUUUUUAGUGAUAUACUGCCUAUGCUAAUAGUUCCCAGUCAUCAAAGCAUUGUUAAAAAGCUCUGCAGAAUAAGUUGGCACUAUAUAAAUGCAGAUAAUAAACUGAUGGAUAGAAUAUAUGCUUAUUUGAGCUUACUCAACACCUCAACAUCCUCUGUUCCUGUAGAUCAAACUCACCCUUUUGCAAAAUACUUGUCUGUUAGUCCACUAUUGUAGAGUUCUGUGAAAUCUGUUGCCACUUUGUAAAUAAUUCUAAUAAUAAUAAUAAAAUAGAAGCAGGAAGGUUCAGAAAUAUGUCAGCUCAGGCUUUCAGUGGAAGUUAAUUACUUUGAUUUUAUAUGACAUAUGUAGUGCCUAUUAGCAAAGUUUUCCAGGGAAAUAAUUGAUAGGGUAGACCAACUGCAGUCAUGCAUGUGUAAAUUAACUCUUUCUAAAAAAAAAAAAUAAACUCAAAGCACACCAUUAAAUAUUGCACAGAAAGGAUCUACAAUAUAUACAAUACAAAGUGCAAGCAUGCAGAGAAUAAGUAAUAUAACAUAGGGUAUACUAAUCCAGAGCUGGAGACUCACAGAGCCCAGACGUUCUGACACUCGUUCACACAGCCCAGAUGUUUCGGCCCUCGUUCACACAGCCCAGACGUUUUGGCACUCGUUCACAAAGCCCAGACGUUUCUGCACUCGUUCACACAGCCCAGACAUUUCGGCACUCAUUCACAAGCCCAGACGUUUCAGCACUCGUUCACAAGCCCGGGUGUCUCGGCAUUCGUUCACACAGCAUAGACGUUUUGACAUUCCUUCACAAAGCCCAAACGUUUCAGCACUCGUUCACAUAGCCCAGACAUUUCGGCACUCAAGCGCCGAAACGUCGGAACUAUGUGAGUCUCCAGCUCUGGGUUAGUAUACCUUAUGUUAUAAUACUUUUUGGACUAAUGUAUUAAGCACUUUAUUGCCUGGAUUUAUGUGGCUAUUUACAUUUACUAUUUACAUUCUCUGCAUGCUUGCACUUUGCAUUCUGUGUGUUUUUAUUUCUUGUUCUUUUAAAAAAGAUUUUUUUCUGUGCAAUUUUCCUGGUGUGCUUUGAGUUUUUUUUAUUUUAUUUCAUUUGUGGACUUGGAGGGGCACCAGUUUUUUUUCUUUUUCAUUAAGCACCCUGCACUAUAAUGGCUGCAUGGUAUACAUAUUUGUCCAUAUUUGUUGAGCGCUUGCUAUAUUUUGUACGUAUUAACUCUUGCUAAUGCAAGUCAAAUUGAAAUUUACAAAAAUAAUUUUUCUAGUUAGAACUACAUCCUGACAGUUUUAGUGGCAUACACUAAAUCAUGCUGCGGUGUUGACUUACAUUGUUUGAAUAGGUAGAAUUAAUAAAUCCUUGAGAGUUUGACAAUGUAAAAUGCUAUUCAACAUAUUGAGGCUAGUUUGUCAAAUACAGUGCUAUACUGACACUCAGUGGCUGUUUAGUAUACUGCAAAUUCAAAUAGACUAAACAUUUUACAUUAUUCUUUACUGGCAGAAUUAUAUUAUUAGUGAUGUAAAAUGAAACUGAUACAAACUUUGGCUGGUUAUGUGUUCUUUUGUGAGGCUUUUUUUUUGCAUAUCUGUAAUAUUUACCAGCAGUGAUGCUUAUAUAUAAAUGUAUACUUCAGGACUGCAUAGCAAAGUGUAGUCAGAGGUCAGUAGUCAUUAUUUUAUCCACCAUAAUUCCAUAUUGAGAUGAUUUUAAAAGUGUUCCUGAUAAAAUCCAUUUAAAAUAAUCAACGGAUUUAACCUAGUUACAAACAAGUAGACAAUGAUUUUUUUUAUUAUUUAAAUAGUGACACAGGUCGUACAUCUGUGUACUUUCCACAUAAAGUUUGUACAUUUGUACAGUAUAAAAGGGGCCCAGUUGAAGAAAAUAUAUAUAUGGAUAAUCUAUACUUAAUUUUAGGAAUGGAUGAUUUGUGACGUUUCCAGCAUAGCUCUCCCUUCUAAUGUUCCAUCACAGAUCUCCUGCUGUUAAGAUUUGAAACCAUGUCUCUAUAUUCACUCAUUAGCUUGUGGAAGGUAGCACAGAUAUAGUGUGUAUGCUUGAGCAGAUAUAAAUCUGCAAUUAAUACUAAACAUUUUUUUUUCAGCCUUUCUUCAACAAUAUCUACUAUCCUUUGUCAUCCCUUCAGGCAAGUCCACGGUCACUGAAGAUGCCAGGACAUCUCACAUCUCCUGUCUAUCAACCCAUUCCCCAUAUUCCAAUUAUGCAAAAAGGCAGCCUUAUUCAGAGUUUUCGGUUCCAGCCUCGUAGGGAUGGCAUUGACUGGAGGCGAUUCAGUGCCAUUGACACUGAAAGAGUUGCUCGUGAACUUGACAUAUCUACUCUCCAGGAGAGUAUGAAUUCUAUAACUUUCUGUAACUUGGAUAAUGAGAGAUGUCCAUAUUGCCAGCAACCUGUGGACCCUGUUUUGUUGAAAGUUUUGAAGAUGGCACAGUUUAUUAUUGAAUACCUUCUGCAUUGCCAAGAUGCUCUGACCAUUAAUAUGUCACAACUUGAGGAUCGUGUAGAGGAGGCAAUAGCUGAACAUCAGAAGACUAAAGAUGAACUGAACAAGCAGAGUGAGGAAUUAAAAAAAGUUAAAGAGGAGAGCAAAAGGAGGAAGAAACUGAUUGCAUCUCAGCAGUUGCUUUUGCAAGCCAGUGCAAACAACUAUCAUAAGGUGAGCCCAGAGGGGAAUAGCUAAUUGUGUGCAUUUGCCUUUGAUAUCUAUGAACAACUCAUUUAAUGGCCUCUUGUAAAGUUCUGUGCCCUUUUAAGAGACAGUGGGGCAAAACAAAUUUCCAUGGGUCUAGGUUUAUCGAAGUGGUGAAAAACAAAUUACACUAGUUACUAAACUUCGAAUUGUGGGAAAUGGGAAUUUCAAAAUGAAAGUCAAACUAAUCAAACUGAGAAACUAGGGAAGUUGCGAAAUUUACAAUUUUUUUUACACAGUUUUGCCAUUUUAAGCUAAAAUUUGAAAUUCCUUGAAAAAUAUCCAGAUUUCCUAGGUUAAUGAAUAACUCUGAAGGUCUUCCAAAGCUGUUUAAUUUGCAUUUUGGUCUACUAGAUAUGUGAAUCACAGCAUAUGUCCUACUGUCCUUCUCAUCAUACUAUAUGGGAUAAUGAAUGAUUACAUUAUAAACACACAUACAUAGGAUCAGUGCCAGCUAAAACAUUGUUUGCACAGAUAGAAAUUCUGAAACAAAUGGACCAAUAAUGUUUUCUUAGUCCUCAACCACCAAUUUGAAAUGUACAUAUAUAUAUAAAAAAAAAAUUAUAUAUAUAAUCCUGAGGAAAGUCCCAGUUGGGGACUGAAACGUCGAUCCACACAUGUUUUAAUAUAUUUUUUUCAAUAAAGAAUGGAACUUUUUUUUAAAAUUCUUUAUUUUUGUUGUGCGGGUAGGUACAAAGUUUUCACAAACGCCACGACAGCGUUUAUCAACAUAUAUCAACAUAUAAAAAGAGUAUGACAGUGGGCGUGGUCGCACAAUUUUUUUUUCUAUACGUAAGCAGGGUUACAAUUAUUGUCUGUAGUAGGUUCAUCAUUUAGCAGAAUGGAACUUUUAAACUUCAAAAGGCCGUGAUUCCAAGCCAAUUAAUGUAAAAAUAAUCUGGAUAUUGAGCCCAAGGCAUUGCGCCCAGCAUUACAACGUGGAGCCAGAGUGCAAGGAACUGCAAGAAUUAUACUUGGCUUAUUCAUAACCAGUCAUUGGAGAUAUUUAGGUUCUAAACAGCUCAAUACAUUAUAAAGGUAAAACAUAAUUAUCCCUAUGUUUAACAGACUUUUGCAUUCGUAUUUAGCUUAAGUAUGAUUUGGACAAAUUUGAUCAAAUAUGCUAUUCGGCAGAAUUCCAGAUCUCUGAACAAACAACUAGUGGGAUGGCCAAACAAGUUCAUUUUAUUCUAUAUUUUAAGUUCUGCUUGCGGCACCAAAUCAGGAAGUGGUUAAAAAAAUGUAACAUAGAACAGGUAGGAAAUAUAUAUAUGCAGAGUAUGAUGCACACACAUUCAUUCCAUAACAUUUCCCAUAUAACAAUUAAUUCCGCUAUGGCUUUUCAGCAUUAAAUGAUCUCUAGGGGUUGGCAAAUGUGGUGCUCAUUGACAAAGAUGGUUCUUUGAUAAGGGUCACUGAGUAGAAGAUUUGCAUUUAUAAAGUUUCUUUUAUUUACAAAUGAAAUAGUUUGUGUCCCAGGAAUUGCAAACAUAAGAAGAUUCUUUUUUUUUUUUAACCAGGGAGAUAACUUUCAGUAUUAUCUGAUUUGUGUUUAAUUAUUAAAAAUGUAUUUUGUACCAACAAAAGUACUUGAAAAUUUUAAAAUACGAUACGUUAUAACAGACACUUCCUUGAAGCUGUAGCAGUGGGUUUAUUAUGCCAUUUGAAUUCAAGAGGAUCCUGUUGGGAGUUGAGAUCACAAGUAAGAACUGCUCAAACAAAAUGUUUCAACUUGGUGCUCUUCGUGGCGCACUUUUUGUUUGUUUUGUUUUUUAUUUCAUUUGGUAUUUUAAUUUUGUAUUUGAAGCUUACUUUCAUUAAAGGAACACUAUAGUCACCUAAAUAACUUUAGCUUAUUGAAGUAGUUUUGGUGUAUAGAACAUGCCUCUCAGGUUUCACUGCUCAAUUCACUGCCAUUUAGGAGUUAAAUCACUUUGUUUCUGUCUAUAAAGCGCUUACCACACCUUCCCUGGCUCUGAUUGACACAGCAUGCAUGAAAAAACUGGUUUCACUUUCAAUCAGAUGUAAUUUACCCUAAGCAAUUUUAUCCCUUGCUCUGUAAAUUGAACUUUAAUCACAUACAGGAGGCUCUUGCAUGGUCUAGCAAGCUAUUAACAUAGCAGGGGAUAAUACAAUCUAAAUUAAACAGAACUUGCAAUAAAGGAAGGAUAAACAUUAGAUGGCUCUUUACAGAAAGUGUUUGUAACGUAUUCAUCCGCUUAUACAAAUGUGGUUAUUGGAAUUUACUGUCAACACAGGAAAAGUUGUGCCGAGCAGCAACCAAAUCCACAGAAGGGUUAAUGCUGAGCAGCAAUUAUGCAAAUGGAAACCUGAUAACUGCCUUUGGGGUCAAAGGCCUGUUACAGCCUAUCAGAUAUAGAGGAGGGGUAUUUAGGCCCAGUUCUCAUCCUACUCAGUGCCCUGUUGUGGUUUCCCUUGUGGUUGUCCGAGAGCCCAUUCCUGUUUCAAGUUUCUUCUGGUUUUUGACUUUGGCUUUGAUUUUGACUUCCUGUAUUCUGUAUCCCUGACUUCUGGCUUUCUCUUAUUGUUGUGUCUCUUUCUGUAUCCCUUCACCUUGGCAAGUAUCCUGACUAUUCUUUGGUACGUUAAGUCUGGCCAUUCUAAGGCCCGGUAAUACAUUACCUAUUAGUCAUCUGUGUGACACAAUUCUACGUGCUGGAUCAACUAGUAAUCCUGACAUUACGACAUGGCCAUAGAUCCUGUAGAACAUAGCUGCUUGCGAGAGAAAGCUAGUGGAGAAUGAUCACAAUAUGGAUCAGUUUGCCCAGGCUUUCAGCACGCUCCUUACUCGAACAGUGCAUCUGCAACCUGCGGCUUCUCCAAAUGUGUCACCUCCGCCUAAUGUACCUCCUGUAGUACAUAAGGCACCUACUAUUUCCCUAUCUCCUCCCCUGCAUUUUGAUGGUAAUAUUCAAGAAUGCCUGGGAUUUAUUAACCAAAUUGAGUAUCAUUUUGAGGCCUCACCGGGAUCUUUUCCCACUGACAGAGCUAAAAUUGGUUAUCUGAUGAACCAACUUAAAGGUAAAGUUUUAGCUUGGGCUAAUCCGUUAUGGGAGAGUAAUAGGAGCAUUGCACACAAUUACCUGGAAUUCCUUGCAGAAUUUAAACUUGCGUUUGAACCAUUAGGCAGGGAGGAUGACGCCUCCACUGCCCUAAUGCAUAUUAGACAAGGGAACCGGUCUAUCUCAGAGUAUGCCAUAGAAUUUUGCACCUUGGCUUCCGAGGUAGACUGGACUAACAGCGGAUUAAUCUCAGCAUUUAAGAAGGGAUUAUCUGAUACUGAUGUUGGAUGAGAUUGCUGCCAAAGAACUAUCCAAAAAACUCAAUGAGUUUAUUACGUUUAUUUUGCUAAUUGAUAAUAGACUCAGAACCAGAAAUAAAACCAGACGUAUGGCUUUGCCAUUAGCCCCUCAUUUCUCCAGACCGGUUGUUCCUGAUCUCUCUAUACAGUCCGAACACGAACCAAUGCAGUUGGGGGUCACUAAACUGUCCGAGGCAGAAAGACAACAUCGGAGAAGAGAGGGUCUAUGCAUAUACUGUGGUAAAAAAGGACAUAUGAGGAGUACUUGUCCCAUAAGUCCGGAAAACUACCGCACCUAAGUACCUUAAGGGGACAGGUCUUAGGUGUAAUGGAUACGUCCUCUGGGAAUAACAAUAAUAGAUUUCUCCUUGAUGUUACGAUCAUAGUUGACAAAAAUAACUUUUCAUGCAAGGACUCAGGUACAGCAGGAAAUUUCAUUGAUGUUUAUUUUGUUAAAAAGAAUGCUAUACCUAUUAAGGAGAGAAUAUCACCUCUGGCUGUUGAGGCUAUUGAAGGGAGACCACUCUCUCAACCCUUAAUUACCCAUGAAACCUUGCCCAUUAACAUGUCUAUUGGUGCCUUGCAUAAGGAAGAUAUAAUUGUGACGAGACCAAUCUCGCCACAUUGCAUUGGAGAAGCCUGGUUGCUCGCCUGCUGCCUCUGGACUAUGGCCCCUUUUAAAAGACUUUAUUUCGCCUGCAGAAAAGCUGUAUUCGUGCUUUUCUGCCGGUUGUUCGGUAGAUUCAAUCACCGAACAACCGCCCGAAUCAAUAGACCACCUGGGAGCUGGAGUGUGCCGGCAAUUAACCUCCCUGAAUCUGCGGUUAACCGCAGCUUAAUUGACGAAUGCUUGGUGGCCGCCAUUCGUAUCCCGAACACGAGGUCGCGGCCAUUUUAAACAUACGAACGCACAGCGGUGUUCGCCCCUAUUUUCAUGGAACUAAAAUCGGACACAGUUUUGCGCGAACACCGCUGAAGCCGCCGACCUCCCUUCUUGUUCGGUGGAAGUGCACGAACGGCCCGGUGUUCGGUAGUUUUGUGUGAAUGUGUUAUACCCCAGAUAGGAAUCCCAUGGAGCCCAUUCAUAUGAAACUGACUGUAAAGACUUUGGCUCCAUGGCGAUUAAACUGUAUUCGUGUGGUCUGAGCACCAUUCGCUUAAUAAUGUGCGCUCAGACCUGAGAUAUCUGGGGAUAUGUUACAUGUCUGUGUUUUAUGUAAUAAAUGUUACUUUAUGUAUUUUAAAGUAUAAUACUGGUUUUGUGUCCCCACAUGUGUAAUAAUGCCUUUGUCCUGGGAGAUAAUUGAAUUACUUCUCCAGGGCAGAGGGGAGGGGAGGAAGCCAGGAUGCAUUGUGGGGAUGUUUUACUUCUGUAUGUCUGUAAUUGGUACAUGUCUGUCUUUUGUUACAGUCUUCCAUCUGGUCCCCUAGGGGAGUGUCCACCAGGUGUGAGACCUGCAUAAAUACUGGGCAGGUAGCCCUCAUUAAACAGACCACUGCUUGACCCUCAACACGGAGCCUUGUCUUGUUCUUGGGGGGAUUCACUGUAUGACGUUAGAGACUGAUUGCCAGGAGUGUAGGCUGAUUGUCUGCUUUUCCUGUUCGUCUGCUAGCAGCUAUUUGGGAGGUUCCAGUUCGGAAGUUGGAGUGCUAUUUUGUAUCCAGUUCGGGAGUUUGGUAUUCUGCAGUAGCUGUGCCUGUAUCUCUGGAAAGGGGGCCGAUCGCCUAAACGGUUUUUACCCCUUGUGUGCAAAACGGUCCGUUACAAUAAUAUUCCAAGUUAUUGCAUCUCCUUCUUGAAAUAUUGGAAUGGGGCAAGGAUUGUAAUGGGAAGUGUAUGUUACACCUCACCAAGAGAGUGGGUACCAUUAAAUUACCCACUACUAUAUCUCAAACCCCUGAAUUUCCCAUACAAUACUGGGAGGUUAAGGAAGUAUUUAGUAAGAGUCAGUCCAAUAUCUUACUUCCUCACAGGUCAUAUGACUGCUACAUAAAUCUCUUACCCGGCGCUAUGCCACCUAAAGCGGCAGUAUAUGCCUUAUCGCCACAGGAGAGUAAAAUAAUGGAAGAAUAUGUCAAAGACUCACUAAACAAGGGCCAUAUAUGGAAAUCAUACUCACCUGCUGGUGCAGGCUUAUUUUUUGUAGAAAAGAAAAAUGGAGAAUUACGUCCAUGCAUUGACUACAGAGCAUUAAAUAAGAUUACUGUUAAGAAUGCCUAUCCUAUUCCUCUCAUUUCCGAAUUGUUUGAUAGACUCCAGGGUGCUAAGAUCUUUACCAAACUGGAUCUCAGGAGUGCAUACAAUUUGGUAAGAAUCAAGGAAAAUCAUGAGUGGAAAACAGCAUUUAACACUAGAUGCGGGCACCAUGACUACCUUGUUAUGUCUUUUGGGCUAUGAAAUGCACUGGCCGUAUUCCAGGAUUUUAUUAAUUAUGUACUCAGGGAUUAUAUCUAUUCUUUUGUCCUUGUUUAUUUGGAUGAUAUCCUUAUAUUUUCCCCUGACCUUCAAACCCACCACAAACAGGUCAAACAAGUAUUGCAGACUUUACUGGAAAAUAAACUUUAUUGUAAAUUGGAAAAAUGCUUGUUUGAUCAGACUGAAGUACAGUUUUUGGGGUAUAACAUUUCUGCCUCUGGUUUUCAGAUGGACCCUAAGAAACUAGAGGCUGUUAUACAGUGGCCAGUACCUAGCGGACUAAAAGCCAUCCAAAGAUUUAUUGGGUUUGCGAACUAUUACAGAAGAUUUAUCAAGGGGUUUUCUUCUGUAAUAGCCCCCAUCACCAAUAUGACACGUAAGGGGGCUUGUAGUACGGUAUGGUCUAAGGAAUCUAGAGAUGCUUUUGAACUUCUUAAACAAAGAUUUGCUUAUGUCGACAUACUGAGACACCCUGACACCAGCAAACCCUUCAUAUGAUGCCUCCGAAACUGGGGUAGAGGUGGUUCUUUCUCAAAGGGAGAGUCAGGACACCUGUUUGCAUCCUUGUGGCUACUUUUCCUGAAAGUUGUCUCCCGCUGAGUGCAAUUAUGAUAUUGGCAACAGAGAAUUGUUGGCCAUUGUCCUAGCGCUUAAAGAAUGGCGACAUCUUUUGGAAGGUUCCAAGGAUCCCCUUUUGAUCAUUACAGACCAUAAGAAUUUGGCUUAUAUAGGGGAUUCUAAACGUCUAUCUUCUAGACAGGCUAGAUGGUCUUUGUUUCUGUCUCGCUUUAACUUCCUUAUAACUUACAGACCUGGUCCCAAAAAUGUGAAGGCUGAUGCCUUGUCUAGACAGUUUGAUACUGAGUCUUUACAGGAACAUGAGACAUCCCCUAUCGUGCCUCCUGAAUGUAUCAUCGCUUCUACUGUUCUUUCACUGUCUUCUCCCUUGCUUGGUACUAUAAUGGAGGCUCAGUCUCAGGCACCAUGCAAUAAACCACUGGAAAAAUAGUUUGUUCCAUUAGGUGAAAGAAAGAAUGUGCUGAGGGUGUUUCACGACAAUGUGACUGCUGGACACCCAGGUAUGAAUAAAUCCAUAUCUCUGAUCAUGAGAUCAUUUUGGUGGGAUUCCCUUAAAAACGAUGUGAAGGACUAUGUGCAGGCUUGUUCAGUUUGUGCUGUUUCUAAGGUCCCUCAUAAGCUUCCUUGUGGUUUGUUGCAACCACUUCCUGUACCUAGUGUUCCAUGGUCCCACUUGUCAAUGGACUUCAUCGUUGAACUUCCAAGUUCCAAUGGCUAUACCAUCAUCCUUAUGGUGGUUGACCGUUUCUCCAAGAUGGCUAAUUUUAUUCCACUUAAAAAAUUGCCAUCCUCUCAAGACCUGGUUCUUAUCUUUAUACGUGAGAUUGUCCGACUGCACGACAUUCCUCACAAUAUUGUGUCUGAUAGGGGCUCUCAGUUUGUGUCUCGGUUUUGGAGGGCGUUCAGUGAACAGUUGGGCAUUGAAUUGUCUUUUUCUUCCGUUUACCAUCCCCAAACUAAUGGCAAGGCUGAGAGGGCUAACCAGUCAUUAGAGUUAUAUCUGCGUUGUUUUGUAAAUAGCACUCAAGAUAAUUGGUCCGAAUUACUACCCUAGGCCGAGUUUGCUAGGAACAAUGCCACCCAUGACUCUUCUGGUCACAGCCCAUUCUUUGUUAAUAAUGGUUGUCAUCCUACUGUCCUGCUGGCUGUUUUCUCUGAGACAACUAUCCCUGCUUUGGAUGAUCGCCUUUCUUCUAUCAGUGAUACUUGGACCAAAGUUUAUUCUGCUCUCAAAACUGCGGCUGAUCGCUUCAAGUUCUAUGCAGAUAAACGACGGGGUGCCAACCCCGUUUACCAAGUGGGUGACAGGGUAUGGUUAUCAUCGCGCAACAUCAAAUUGAAAGUUCCUAGUAUGAAGUUUGCACCCAUAUUCCAUGGCCCCUUUUGUAUCCUUUGGAGGAUUAACCCUGUGUCAUAGUCUCUGGCCCUCACGGCCUCAUUACGUAUUCCAAAUACCUUUCAUGUGUCGCUACUAAACCUCUUGUUUGCAAUAAAUAUACUAUCUCAAGUGUCCCUCCUCCUCCUUUAGUUGUUUCUGGACAGGAAGAGUAUGAGGUCUCUUCCAUAAUUGAUUCCAGGUUUUCUCUGGGCACUUUACAGUACUUGAUGGAUUGGAAAGGUUAUGGAACAGCCGAUCGUUCUUGAGUUCCAGCAUCUGAUAUACAUGCUGGCCGCAAAAUUCGCUAUUUUCACGCCAAGUUUCCUCUCAAGCCUGGUCCUGCGCGCCUGGUGGGUGUUCUUCAGGUGGGGGGUAAUGUCACGUAUUCAUCCGCUUAUAAAAAUGUGGUUAAUGGAAUUUACUGUCCACACAGGAAAAGUUGUGCCGAGCAGCAACCAUAUCCACAGAAGGGUUAAUGCUGAGCAGCAAUUAUGCAAAUGAGAACCUGGUAACUGCCUUUGGGGUCAAAGGCCAGUUACAGCCUAUCAGAUCUAGAGGAGGGGUAUUUAGGCCCAGUUCUCAUCAUACUCAGUGCCCUGUUGUGGUUUCACUUGUGGUUGUUUGAUUCAAUCAAGUGCGUUCCUGAUUCAAUUUUCUUCUGGUUUUUUACUUUGGCUUUGAUUUUGACUUCCCUGUAUUCUGUAUCCCUGACUUCUGGCUUUCUCUUAUCGUUGUGUCUCUUUCUGUAUCCCCUGACCUCGGCAAGUAUCCUGACUAUUCUUUGGUAUGUUAAGUCCGGCCAUUCUAAGGCCCGGUAAUACGUUACCUAUUAGUCAUCUGUGUGACACAAUUCUACAUGCUGAAUCAACUAAUAAUCCUGACAGUGUUUAUGGAAGGCUGUGCAAGUCACAUGCAGGGAGGUGUGACUACGGUUCAUAAACAAAGUGAUUUAACUCCUAAAUGGCAGAUAAUUGAGCAGUGAGACUGCAGAGGCAUGAUCUAUACACCAAAACUGUUUAAUUAAGCUAAAGUUGUUUUGGUGAAUACAGUGUCCCUUUAACUACAAAGCUGCUCUAGCACAGGAGCUUUUUUUUUUCCUUUUGAUUUACUUGUUUUCCACAUGGCUUGAAAAACCAACAUCAUUUGUACCAUCCAAAUGAAAGUGUUAAGAACAGUAACAAGGUUAUUCACUAAAGUAAAAACUGUCAGGAGUGCAAUGUGAAUUCAAACUGUCUAAGGCCAAAAUAGCCAAACCAGAAGUAUAGGUUACUUGGAGAAUUUUUCUAUUUUGGCUGUUUUUCCAAUAAAAAAAUUAAAAUUUGCUUUAAACUCCAGCCAAUUCUCACUUUAGUAAAUAAACCUGCACGUUCUAUUUUGAGUUUGAACUCCACAUAAGUUAUAUAAAAGUUGAUAUAAAAGAUAUAUCUCAUUGUUUCCUUUUUUUCACAGUGUCAAUUUUGUGACAAAAGUUUCAUGAACUACUCAUUCCUUCAAGGACAUAUUCAGAGACGACACCCUGAGAUCACAGAAUCUGGUACGCAUUGUGUUUAUGUAGUGUAUAUGAAUCUGACUUGGAUAUGAAUAUAAUGAUGAUGUCAGACCACAACAAGUAGCUGUACCUUGGGCUUGUCCAAGAUUGGAAGCUAUGAAAAUACUUACUUCAGGAAUAUGAUGCCCCACCUUCCAUAGCAGUGCUUCUCAAACAAGUCCAGAGGGGUGACUAAAAGUAUGAUUCCCAAUCUGAAGAUAAUUUCAUAAUUCCUAUAUUAUAGACUAUUUGUUAUCUUUACUGAAAGGUUUAAGAACCAGUGCCUAAUUAUAUAAUGUCCAUAUGCUCUCAUAUGUUUCUGAACUGCAUUCCUACAAUUUUCAGCCAUUGUUCAGUAGCUGUUCAACCAACAGAAUAUUAACCCCAUUCACUAUCAAUUCCAGUGUUGUGGAUGUCCUGGAAAGUAAUCACCACCACCAGAAUCCAAGUAUUUUGAGGGUUUUAAAAAAUAAUGUAUUUUUUCAUUUCAGUAUGACAUGUUAUUUAACGGAAACAAAAACUUUGACCGGAAAAACUUAAAAAAAUUAUUUACCAAAUAAUGUUUUAGAUAGGAAAAAGUGUUGUAAAUAACAUUUCUGUAUAUGCAACAUAGACAUUUUUUCCUACAUAUUCUAUAAUUGUCUCAGAUAUACAUUAUAUCAUAUUUACUCAGAUUGCGCAUAUAAGUGUGUCCCUGGUGGUCUAGUAGGUACUGUGUCGCAAAUCUGUACCUCCAGCUGGAUGCAGACCUCUCUGUAUGCUCCCAUCUUGCCUGUGACCACAAAUAAGCACUGGCAGUGAUCUGCACCCAUUGGAUGUGCAGACUUCAUCUCUCUCACUGUUGUGAGAGAGUAGAGAUCUGCUGAGGAGAUCUUUAGAUCCCCUCACUGGUCGAGCUGUGGCAGCACAUCCCACAGAGCAAGAGCUUUAAUAGUAGCACUGGAUCUGUCUCUCACAAGGGACACUAUACCCACAGUAGAAAGUGUACCAUUUGCAAACAACAUUUUUUGCAAUAAAUAAAUUUCACUUGCAACUGGUGAAAUCACAUAUAUACAAUUAUUUGAUAUGGGAACAUACCCUGGGAAUUGUGUAUGCACGAGUCCGUUAAUGAAGAGGUUAAUAGUAUAUUACUUUAGUUUGGUUUUGUAACUAUGUGCUUUGGCUUAAAUAUUGUUGUCUCUAUGGGUUAUAAAAGAAACUGGGUACAUCUUUCUAAGAAAAUGCAUUUAAACCUAUAAUCACAAAAAUAACCAUCAUUAUUUCAGGACUAUAGGUGCUCUGAUAGUGAUCACUGUCCACCCCUCUUUGCUCAAUUUAUAUUAACUAUAGUUGACUCCUUCAUAGGGUAAGACUCACAGAGAGCCAGGUUGACAUCAGUGGGACUUUAGACCCUCCAAUCUCAUCUUUCCUCAUUUUACCUCAUCCUUCCUUUUUUGAUCUAAGGUUUAUCUUGUUUUGGUAUGAAAUGCUGAGGUUUCUGUAAGCUAUUCAGACAUUUGAUACUGAAUGUUCUCCUACUGUAGGACAUCACCGCUUAUUACCUCUUGGCAUUAGUUUGUCUCACCCCAUUUUAUGUCUGUUAGUCAUUUUAUUCCCUUAAAUUAGUAAAGUUAGGGUUUCCCUCCCUACGUUUGGUCAUUCUCCUAUCUAGGUCCCCCUCUUAUUGAGGGUUACCAAUCUUUGUAUAAUGUUGACUCAUCUUGUUUCCAGCACUUAGAUUCCUCCACUGCAGCCUUCAGCUCAUCUUCUAAUGUCAGCAUCCAAGUUGAUGUCACUUGUGAUAUCGUCCAGUCCAAUGCUUCUCACAGAGAACCAGGGGAUUAGAAAUAAGUAUGCACAGCCAUACGCUUUCAGUAACAUUUGAUUCCAGGAUCAAGCGCCUCUUGUGGCUGUCUUCAUGAUUCCUACAACACUACAAUAAUUUGUAUUGCAGUGUUCAAAUAGCAGGAACACUGCACUCAGAUCACUUCAUUGACUAGAUAGGUUGCAUUCUAUGUUUGUAUACCUAAUGCUAUAGUGUUCCUUUGAACCCAAAUUCUUUCAUACAACAGAUUAGAUGUCUGACUUCUUCCCCCAGGGCAUAUGUAUACAUAUUAUUAUCCAUUGCAUGUGGUAUGUUUUAAAUUGCCUUUCAAUGUAAAAUAAAAUAUAAAAUAACACCUUCUCUGCCCCUCUACCUGAAGAAGAAAAUAGUCUGUCCUUGUUCUGUAGACAGUUGCUUUGUCUUGUAAUGAUGGGCUCUAUAUGGGAUAACAUUUGUGGAAACCCCUAAAUUAAACAGUCCUAUACAUAUUGCUGUUCUUAUUGCAGAUAGGCAAAAGAAGAAGCAGGUGGAACAGAUGGAAUUCGGCAUUGAGGAACUAAAGGCUAAGCUACAGAUUACACAGUCUCAGCUGGAUGCAGAGAGGGAGAUGGAGCAUCAAAGAAAAAUGCAGGUACAGUCCAAGUUUAUUUUAUCAUAGAUAUUAUCAUUUCAAGUUUCUAGAAGGUAGAUCCCAGGAUGUUUUAAAACUACAGUUUCAAUUAUGCUUUGUCAUUCUAAAGGCAUGCAAAGCAUUAUGGGAGUUAUAGUUCUACAACAUCUGGGGAUCUACCUUUUGGGCACCUCUGAGAUAUACACUGCUAGGAUUUUUAAAACGUGAAAAAAUACAAAAUGUAUUUCUGUGAAAAAAUCUGACAGAUUUUGUCCAAAUUCUGUUUCGUGAUAUGUAGCCUAUGCACAGCCAUAAAUGUUGAAUUUGAAUCUAUGGAGGUUUGUCAUGUCUUGCUUUCACAACAACUUAAUAGUUAAAUGCUACCAGAAGGACUUCAACUCCAGGACCAGAAGUGAACUUUAUGAAGCAUUCCAAAAUGUUGACACUACAGACAGUUCAUUUUUUGUUUUUGGUCUUUUUGGAUCACAACCUACCCUUUGAUUUAAAAAGCUUUGUUUAAAGGAACACUCUACCUUUAGUAAUCAUGCUAGAGUGUUUAAAACUCAAUUAAGAUUAAUGUCACAUCAGUUUCCCUAAAAACUAGUUAACUUACCUCUUAACUGCAAUCUUUAAGUUUGGAUUCCAGUAUUGUUGAAUGGGUAAGGCAGUGGCUGAGUGACAGGCAACAGGGGGUUGUAGUUAAUGGAAUAUAUUCGAAGCUUGGACUUGUCACCAGUGGGGUACCUCAGAGAUCUGUACUUGGACCCAUUCUCUUUAAUAUUUUUAUUAGUGAUAUUGCAGAAGGUCUUGAUGGUAAGGUAUGUCUUUUUGCUGAUGAUACUAAGAUAUGUAACAGGGUUGAUGUUCCAGGAGGGAUAAGCCAAAUGGCAAAUGAUUUAGGUAAACUAGAAAAAUGGUCAGAAUUGUGGCAACUGACAUUUAAUGUGGAUAAGUGCAAGAUAAUGCAUCUUGGACGUAAAAACCCAAGGGCAGAGUACAGAAUAUUUGAUAGAGUACUAACCUCAACAUCUGAGGAAAGGGAUUUAGGGGUGAUUAUUUCUGAUGACUUAAAGGUAGGCAGACAAUGUAAUAGAGCAGCAGGGAAUGCUAGCAGAAUGCUUGGUUGUAUAGGGAGAGGUAUUAGCAGUAGAAAGAGGGAAGUGCUCAUGCCAUUGUACAGAACACUGGUGAGACCUCACUUGGAGUAUUGUACACAGUACUGGAGACCGUAUCUUCAGAAGGAUAUUGAUACCUUAGAGAGGGUUCAGAGAAGGGCUACUAAACUGGUUCAUGGAUUGCAGGAUAAAACUUAUCAGGAAAGGUUAAAGGAUCUUAACAUGUAUAGCUUGGAGGAAAGACGAGACAGGGGGGAUAUGAUAGAAACAUUUAAAUACAUAAAGGGAAUCAACACAGUAAAGGAGGAGACUAUAUUUAAAAAAAGAAAAACUACCACAACAAGAGGACAUAGUCUUAAAUUAGAGGGGCAAAGUUUUAAAAAUAUCAGGAAGUAUUACUUUACUGAGAGGGUAGUGGAUGCAUGGAAUAGCCUUCUAGAUGAAGUGGUAGAGGUUAACACAGUAUAGGAGUUUAAGCAUGCGUGGGAUAGGCAUAAAGCUAUCCUAACUAUAAGAUAAGGCCAGGGACUAAUGAAAGUAUUUAGAAAAUUGGGCAGACUAGAUGGGCCGAAUGGUUCUUUUCUGCCGUCACUUUCUAUGUUUCUAAUCCAGUUGAGAUAUGGUCCCUUGCUACAGCUCUGCCCCAGCUGGGAGAUCGUGAGCUGGGAGAUCCCAGCUGGGAGAACUACCAGCUCAUCCAAUGCUUCUCACAGAAAAGAUUUGCAGGCAACAUCUAUUCAGGGUGCAUGAGCAACACAUAUCACACUAAGCUUAUAUUGCUUCUCAGUUAGAAGCAUUGGAACCACUGCUUCUCUGUGAGAAGCCAUCAUAUCCUCUGUGUGGUGAGGAACAAAGUGAAAGAGGAAGAGUACCUUCCCAGCUGUCUGACUGACUGCCUGGAGGGUGCAAUGUAGACACACAAUUUCUUGGAAAUGCUGCCAAGGCCUGAUCUAUAUGUUGUGAAAGUAUAUAGUGUUUUGCCAUUGCUAAGACAACCCAUAAAAUGUAAUUCUUAUCACUUUUUUUGUCCGAGAUAUUCAAAAAUUGCGAAUAGACGGCUCAAAGUUGUGUAUCCUAGGUUCUUCCUGAGAAAGGUCUCUCAUACCUCUCAGCUGUGUAGAAGAGAUACAUGAAUUUAAAUAUGAAUCCUAAUUUUCCUUUAAAGACAGGUAAUUUUAAUAAGUAGUAGAGACAGAUGUCAAAAAUACAAUGUUCAUUAGUCAGCAACCUAAUUUUAACUCUUACCUUCUGACAUGCAGUGUGAAGUGACUUACACUUCUCUAGUAAUAACCUGCAAUAUCCUGUGUGCUACAAUCCAUAUUAUAUUAAUAUAUAAAUCUAUAAAUAUUAAAACCUGUUUGUGCACCAGAUGAUAAUUGGCCUUUAAAAUCCAAGGUUGCUGCCAAAUGUUCUGCAGCAGUGCCAUCUAAUUCGGUUUGUAACAAAAUAAAUUAAUUGGCAGGAGUUGGAAGAAGCUCGGCACCGUGAAGAAAAUGUGAAGAGAGACUUCGAGAGGUGGAAGGAGGAAGAGAGAGUAAAAAUCCAAGAUGAGAUUGAUAAAAUCAGACAGCAGUUCUUCUCUCAGCUUGAGGAUUUAACCCUAAAAAACUCUACAUUUGAAAAUGUAAGUAAUAUCAAGAUAGGUCUAAACUGGAGCAGCCUGCUUGCACACAGUGUGGAGAACACAGCCUUGCAUUUAUCAAAAAUGAAAUCAAUGGAAAAUAUUUUUUGACUAUUGUUAUUGCAACACAUUUCAGUGUCUUACGCAAUCUUUUUUCAAGGCCUGUGUUGACAAACUUGUUGUGUUGUGUAAUAAUAUAAAUUCUUUGAAAUAUGUAAAAGUGCCUAUAAUGAUGUCUCCUUCUCUUUAUGCAAUUCUCUUGUAAUUCCCUGAUGAGUUUUAUCAUACCUUUUGACUUUGUAUCAGCAUUCCAGGAUUUUGAAACCUACAUAUUGAAUGUGAAGGUGUCACAGAGUCCACAGCACAAACUAUAACAACUGCAUGUAGGAAACUGUCUUGCGCUAGGCACUUUUUUUCCAGAUCUAGGGGCUACAUUAAGGCCAUGUCAAGACUACUUCAUGGGUUUACAAUAUAUUUUGUAUUCAUACAUAAUUAGUCAUGUGACAAAAAAAGAUUUGUGAAGGUUUACAUAGUUACACAUUUUUAUUUAAACAACAGUGAUCUGGUAAGAAAUAGAGAAAAAAUACAUAUCUUUACACUAAGAUAUGACGUGACUUAUAAAAUCAGCUGCAUAUUGGCUGAAAGUUGUUAUGGUGCAAGGAGAUCCCAGGCUUACCUGAAGGGUCCCUAAUCACUUUCCCCCUGCACUUCUGUUCUGUUAUAAGCACAUUUAAAUGAACAUUGUCAAGCUACAUUGCACCAUCAUGCUAUUUAAUAAUUUGCAUGCAGUGGUUGUGAAUUAGAGUUUCUCAAACAUUUUUAGAUGACAUUUUGCAAUCUGAUUAUCAAUUCACCAUAGCACAAUGCUUUAUGAAAAAACUCCAGUAUUCAAAGUGAAAUGGUAGAAUAUUAAUUUGUGGCUAAUUUAGAAUCUCAUCUCUGUGUCUUUCUGCCAUACUUCAAUGACAUAAAUUAGAGAUUCCAGGACCUGGUAAAUAAAAAGUCCAUGACCUCCAAUCUCGGGGAACUUGAAGACGAGGAAGACCGACGUUUACGAAAGAAGAUGGAGAAGGAAUUGAGAAACCUGAGAGAUGAGAUGGAAAGACAGGUAAAUCAUAUACCUAAUGAGUAAGAUCCACACCACUCCAAAUAAAAAAAAUAUUUCUACACGUCUAUCUGUUUAUCAAUGACUAUAUUUGACAGUUAAAGAGAAAAUAUAAAUCUUGACAUACAAGUAGUUUUAAAUCUGGAAUAUCAAAGUUUCUAGCAUUCAUUAUUAAAAAGACACUCCAGACCCCCAAAGUACUUUAGCUUGCUGAAAUGGUUUGAGUGAAAAGUAUGUUGUCUCUUUUCAUUUUGCAAAAAGUGAAGAUUUCAAUAGAAAUUUGCAUUGUUUAACGAUCUUUGUUACACCCCUGAGGAUUUCAAUAAGACAGCCGGCCCUGUUACUUCCUGGAGUUAAACUCAAUAUAUAUACAUACACCUAUUUACAUUUUUAGAUAUUAUUCCACCCAUAAUUUCCAUAAUGUUUACUUUUGUCUAAGGGGUCAUAGGGCUGAAUAACUGCUUAAUAUUUUUUAUUUUUUUUCUCUUAAUGGCCUUUCUGAUUUAGGAUUAUAUCAGAUAUAGGAAAGUUUUCUAUUUCAAAUCUAAUGUGAUGCUCUUCUGAGCAAUUCAGUCUUGCAUAUGACUAUUCUAUAAACAAUCAAUGCUCUAUGCUAGGAGUAGGCAUCUCAAUUAAUGCUUUACCAGCAUCUGGAGUGCCAAGGUUGUCUACCCCUAUUCUAUGCUAUCCUAUGGAUGUUGCUAAUUAGUCUUACAAAAAUAUGAUAUGUUUAUUGAUUAUCUAUUUAUAUUAAGGAAGCUGAAUGGAAAACCACAUUGAAGGAGAUGCAUAAAGAGCACGGUGUGGAGAAGAAAGAGGUAGUCUCUUAAACUAGUGCAAAACAUUGCUUUUUUAAUUUGAGGAUCAUUUAAAGAGUAAAUCAUUAAAAGUAUUUGUUUAAUUAUUUUUUCUCAAAUGACCUGCGUUUAUUUCUCUUCUAAACCUGAGACACACUGUCCUCCAACAUUGGGAAUUAAUAGUAGUUUCUCAACUUCUGUUGAGUAAUGGGAAAACGUUGCAUUUUGAAUAAAUUGUUUUCUUCAUUAAAACUUAAAGAAAAUAAAAAACAAAUAAUUAAACAUUUAACAUCGAAUCAAGUCACUCUUACAUCAGGAAAACACUGACUGGUCUCUGCCAGGCAAACCUUUACAAAAUCCUACACAUCCAUUUUCACUUACAGUUUUUGACUUCUGUUUUUGUUAAACACUCCACUACCUUCUUCUAUGCUCAUUUGCAUUUUAGCUGUGCAUAUACAUUAUUUACAUUGUUGAUAGGUGUUAAGGUAAUGUGCAUUAAAUCAAUAAUGUCACACUGUAUUUUAAAAACAUGACCCUGAUGAAAAUGUUUUCUAUAGCCAGGAGCCCUCUAGGCAAGGAGAAGCCACAUUUAAGCAACAAAGAGAGACAGAGCAUUUUUAAUUCCAUAUAUGAAACUAUAGAAAUUUUCCAUUCGCCAAGUAGAGCCCACAUCAAUUGUUUGUUACAACAGGUGUGAUAUUAAGUUGCGUUUGUGAAACGGCACCUUUGAAGAUUGUUAAACCAAAAUCCAGCAGUUAAAAAUCUUUACACAUACAAGAGAUGGGGUUGCUUUGAAUUUGCCUGCAAACUAAAAUUAUUUUUGUUUUGAGGAACUCAGUAGUGUUAGAAAUACAAAACAGUAUUCUAACACAACAGUGUUCCUUUGCCUCCAUCCACCAUUCUAGUCCCUUUGCCAGCCAUGAAAGGGUUAAUUAACCUUUUAAACACUUACCUGAUUCUGACGUCAGCGUGAUCUGGGAACCUAACGCACAUGUGUGGCCAGAAUCAGGCCGUCUACAUGGGAAAGCAUUGGCUCAUUGCUUUUCUAUGGAGAUUUGCAAGAUACUGGAUGUCUUCAUGUACAGCAGGAGGACGUCCAGCGUUGGUUCACUGAGUUAAUUCUCUUUACGUUAAAGUCACUUGCCGUCAGCAAGACCCCUUAAACCUGUUCAGGGGAAGUUCAGCCAGGCCAGACAUUGCGGUUUCUCUAAAAAGGCAAUGUUUUCACGUGAAGGGGAGAGGAACACUGCACCCAGACCACUUUAAUGAGAUGAAGUGGUCUGGCUACCUAUUUGAGCACCACAUUUAAUAAAAAAACAUGGCAUAUCUGUAUACAGAUCCAGUAGUUGCCCUUAGUAACACACACAGUGGGAUCAGAUUACACCAAAUAUUGUUGUUUUGUGCAAUAUAACCUUUUUAACGUCCUUGGUGGGUUUUUUUUUAAUUCUUUCUGCUGUAAUAGUUUGUGAUAUUAUUGUCACAUAUUUAUAGUAGUUUUUUUUAUUUUUUACUAAAGCUUCUCAACGAAAAUAAAAGACUGAGAGCUGCAAUGUCAAAUGAUCAGCAGUCAGCAAAUCAGCAAUUUGAGACACAUUUACAAACCCUCAAAUCCAAGAUACAGAAUCAGAAAACACUCAUAAAGUCACAAGAGAAAAUGGUAUGUAAUAAAUACACUUUGCGAAAUACUCGUUUUAUACACAGCACUUAUUGUGGAGACUAUAAGGGUUAGUUUAUUAAACAAAGCUUAUGAGAAUAUUGCAGAUUUGAAAAGCAAUACAACUCAGCAAUUCUGUACUAACGUUUCCAAUUUAUUUGACAUGUUAACUCAUAUUGUGUGUUUGUGAAUAUUCGUCUAUAUCUCUUAGUCACAUAAAUAUACUUUAAAGGACCACUAUAGGCACCGAGACCACUUCAGCUUAAUGAAGUGGUCUGGGUGCCAGGUCCAGCUAGGUUUAACCCUUUUUUCUAUAAACUUAGCAGUUGCAGAGAAACUGCUAUGUUUACACUGAGGGUUAAUCCAGCCUCUAGUGGCUGUCUCAUUGACAGCCGCUAGAGGCGCUUGCGUGCUUCUCACUGUGAUUUUCACAGUGAGAAGACACCAGCGUCCAUAGGAAAGCAUUGAGAAUUCAGCCGAGGAGGAGGAGCAGAGGCGGAGAGGAGGAGGAGAGUCCCCCGUCCGGCGCUGGAGAAAGAGGUAAGUUAACCCCUUCCUCACCCUAGAGCCCGGCGGGAGGGGGACCCUGAGGGUGGGGGCACCCUCAGGGCACUAUAGUGCCAGGAAAACAAGUGUUUUACUGGCACUAUAGUGGUCUUUAAUCAGAUUGACCGUGCAUUUCAGUUUUCUGUUUUGUAUAGGGGAAACUACAGGCACCCAGACCACUUUAUCUUAUUACAGUGGUCCAGAUGCACUGUCUAUGUUACCUUAACUCUGCAGCGGAAAACAUUGCAGUUUUAGAGAAACAUGUUUUUAUUGUAGAGUUAAGACUGCAUCUAGUUGCUGUCUGCCACAUAAGGAUAUCCAGAGUCUUUUAAGACCCCAUAGGAACGCAUUAUUUCAAUGCUUUCCUAUGGGUAAGGCGUAAUCUGCACACUAGGUUCCCCCUCGCGAUGAUGUCUGAAGAGGCUUAGACAGAGCAAGCGCCGAGGGACUUCGGUGCUGGAAUUGGGUGUUUAACCCUUUUAUUGCCAAUGGGGUGUGGUGGAGAUGGGCACUAUAGUGUUAGGAAUGCAGCUUUGUAUUCCUAACACGUUAGUCUGCAGUUAAGGAAUAGCACACACAAAAAAACAAAACAAAACAAAGAAAUACAGUUUUGCAUUUUAAAAGCACCUAUAUAUUUAUUCCAUAUUGCUUUACUAGCUUUCUUCACAAAAAUUAGUGCAGUUUAUUCUGUGUUUGACCUUUGAGGGACAUUUCUCUGUACCUUGAUUGAUUUUUGAUAUUUUGCAAAUGUCCUUGAUAUAUCUAUGCACUUUAAAAAGAGAUUUUUUUUUUUUGAUUUUUUUUUAAAAGCACCCAUCUUAGCAAACAAAAAUGGGGAUUCAGUUAUCCAUGUGGUCAUAUGGUAUUAAGCCCACCACUACGCCACAGUACCCCAAUAUCGGUUAACAUGGGCAAUAAACAUGCCGACUGCAAUACUUACUGCUAAAACUGAUUUCAGAGAUUCUCCUCAAAUUUAUGCUUUCAUGUGUUCAUCUCCAAAGGAGCACCUAUAGUGGAGAGACGGGGUGCUCAAUCUGAAAGGAAUCUGGAGAGUUAGGGACAGCUCACACACACACAAAAAUACAGCUUUACAUAUUAUAAGACCAAAAUUACUGACUUCAUCAGAAGUUGCAUUUUUCAAACAUAUAAAUGUCACUCCAGUUGACAUAUUAUUUUUAACAUUUUAAGCUCUCUUAUUGGAAUCAUUUCUAAGCACAGCAAGCGUUUCUCUCAGUUGCAGAACUAUUGUCAGCUUUCUACUGUAGAAAACCAAACUACAACUCACAGCAAUUUUAGUCAUGGUAUCCUUUACAGCAGUAUUUCAAAUCAAAGGAAAUAUCGCACGUUGAAUUGGAGGGGACGAAAGUGUGAGGCUUUGGAGGCACCUUUUGUUUUUCAUAUUAAAAUGAUGUCUCUAGACCCAUGAGUGACAUUAUUUUCCAAUAAUGCAUGUUUCAUUCAUGUUUGCUGUUUUUUAAUCUUACAGAUAAAGGAUCUAAGUACAAGCAGAGAAGGUAAGAGAGCAUUUACACUUAUGGAAUAAUGCAUGUAAGCAUGAAAUUAAAUAUUAAGUGAAUUUGCUAGUUGCCAGAAAAACUGAAAGAUCAAAUCAGAAACACACUGAUUGAAAAUUACUAGUAUUGAUUUCGGGCUGACUUCCAAACUAACACCUUCUAACAUCUUCCAACAUAUGUUAUUUUUCCUGUUUUUGGCCAACAUUCUUCCAGUAUAACAAAUGAAAAAAAACUAAUAAAACAAACAUGUCUAUAGUCCACGAAAGAGUGUACAAUGACAUCACCAGGCAAACCAUACGAAAAUAAGACUUGCCUGAGGAUACAGUGUGAUUAGUUGGCUUUACAAGAAUAGGAAUGUCUUUUUUAUUUGAAUAGACCUUUAUUCUCGAGCCCUCAAGUCAAUAAACUGAAAGUUAUGGAUUUUCUUUCUUUUACUACUUGUAAUUUGCUUGCUUUUUUAUUUCAGCACAGUUGUGUCAAGUUUAAAACUUGGAGGGUUUUUUGUGUGUGUGUGUGUAUUUUAGAACAGUUCUGUCAAGUUACAAAGGCAUUUUUUUGACUAAGAUCUUCGAGUAAGACUUGUAGGGUUAUUCACUAAAGUCCAAAUGGCCCUGUGUCAAACAUUCAGACUGAAAAACUCGGACAUUGCUAGCACUAUUUUGCAAAGUACAGAUUUUGCAAUUCCGGUCCCGAAUUAUUUAUUUAUAAUGGUUUUACAAGUCGACUAUAGUCACAGCUUGGCCAUUUUAGCUUCUGUUUGGAAGUUAUCUUUCAGUGUUUAUUAAAUACAUUUGAGGUGUGUUUCUGAAUUUAUUUAAUGCACGUUUACAGAAUUUUUUAACUAAAAUGGAAAAAUAAAACCUUAAGGGGACACUAUAGUCACCAAAAUAACUUUAGCUCGGUGAAGCAGUUUUAUAGUGGAAGCAAAAUUCCACCACUGUUUUGCCAUAUAUUCAUAUGACAUUAUGGAUGAAAGUAAACAAAUAAAUAGAACAUAAGAUAAAAUAUAAAAAAAAAAAACAGAUUUAUGAAAUUGUGCCAAACAAGAUCUGAAAAUUAGACUGAAAAACUAGACUUAUAAUAGAUCUCACCCAGAAUUUUGUCUUAUUGCCCUCUAUCUAUAUUUUCAAUAUCUAGUAUUUUUGGGUAAACGUUUCAAAUGAUUUUUUUCAAAAUGUUAAAAUAUAAAAAAAAUCAUAGCAAAACAUAUCAGUAUAAUAAUAACAAAUAUCAAAAUAUUAGAAAAAUAAAACAUUUUUCAUACUAUUAAAUCAUUUUAAAAGUUUAUCCAAAAUAUUAAACCAUUAGAAAAGCUUAUCCAACCACUAAUUGGAGGUUUUUUUGUUAUCUGAAAUCUGAAAAAUGCAGAGCUUAUAACAAUGAUUAACAGAGCAAAGAUAAGGAAGCACUCAGUUUCAAUACAGCUGUAAACGGGGAUGUAGAUUUCUGUAAUUUUUUUUUUUUAAACAAAUAUUUGUUAAAUAUAGAGCAUAAAUAAACAGAAAUUAAAAAAUAUUGGAAAGGGACAAUUCUCUUUAAAAGUUUACAUACCUAUGUAAGCUUAUCUCUGUAUUUCAAUAUAAAAAAAUAUAUUUAUAUUACUUCAUUCCCUUUUAAUACAGCCUAAUUAAUAGAAAAAAUUAGUGUAGAGGUUUGCACUUUGUAGACACUAUAAUGCAUGUACUCUGUAUGUUACACAAAAUGAAUUUAACCUCACAUUAUUAUAUUAGUGGUGGAAAAAUCCUGCUUAGAGGUUUCUGUUUUAGGAUGAUAUAUUGUAUAAUACAUUUGUCAUUAAGUUGUUGUAAAUUGGGCUGUUUUGUGUGUAUAUAAUCUGCUCUAUUUUGUGCUUUUAAUGCAGUGCCGCAAGUGGUUUUGCCAGUAGGUGGCGUGAAAGAGGAAUCGAGUGAAGAUGGUAUGUAUGAGUUAUACAGGUUCUUACUGCAAAUAGUGAUAACAUGUUAAUAUAUUAGGCAAUAAAUAUCAUUCUACAUUCCAAAAAACAUUAUUAUUAUUUAACAAAUAUUUUAUUUAACAAAACUAAGCAUUUGUUUUAAAGAAGUAGCUUCCACAUAACUAAAUAUUAGGUUUUUAAAGUUUUCAAAAAUUAGCCUUCAAAAUUAUUAUAUCCACUAAUAUUGAGCAAAAAAGGCUGUGAAAAAAUUGUCUUUAUUGUGAUCAUGUGUUCAAAAAAUAAAGAUAAUCUGCUCUCAUGGAUAUGAAACAAUGCCAAACACAACAAAAAAAAUAUGUGUUAAAUAUAUGUGUACCACAAUUACUGGCACCCUUAUGAAUUCAUAGGAGAAAACUUUAUUUUAAGUAUUUUCCCAUUGAUAUUUUACAUUUUUAGUACACCUGGGUGAUUAGGAACAGGAAAUAGUUUAACCAUGACUUCCUAUUUUGCAGGGGUAUAAGUAUGAGGUAACACAUAGACCAAAUUGACUUAGUCAUUCAUCACAAUGGGUAAGACCAAGGAAUAUGACUGUGGUGUGCAGCACAAAAUGGGCUUUACAAACUGGGAAAUGGCUAUAAGAAAAUAGCAAAAGCAUCAAUAUUGAUACCUCUGUGAAACAGUUUUCAGUACUACUAUGUAAAUACUACUUAAGGUACAAUAGGAUGUAAUGUUAUUGACACACAAAGACAUCCAUCUAAGCAACAACCAUAUGAUAUUCUAAUCUAAAUAUUUGAAUACAAUAACAGACAUAGAUGAAUAUCCAGACCAUAACCUGAGAAUCAUUGAGGCAUUAAGAAGUGAUCCAAACUCUGCCCGACAGUUCCGCAAUAUCUUGGAAGAAACAUUAGUAGAGAAGCUUGAAAGUAUUGGUGUCAAAAAGGUGAGUAAAUUGUAACAGAUCAUAUUCCUCACCUUUUGUUUUUAAUUGGUAUAUGAAAAUAUUUGGAUAUUAACAUAAUAUACCCUUUGAAGUUACACAUUGCACUUGUGAAUAAGAGAUCAACAUCAGAUGAUACAGUGCUUUAAAACAAACCACAAAAUAAAGUGGGAGUUGUGUUAUCAUUUAAAGGACAUACCUGCAUUAUGUAAACUAAUAAUGAAGUACAUGACCCAAAUUAUCAUUUUGUUUUAAUUUUUUUUAUUUCUUUCUAAUUUUUUACAAAGGGUGCAAAGGGAGUUCCGCUAGCUACCUAUAAGAGUCUCAAAGCCCUUCUGGCAACACAACUUCAGCAAAAAAUCAAUAAAUACCCUGAAAUUGAAACAAUCAAAGUCAAGUUAAAUAAAGUUCUUACCAGGCGGGUUAAACAAUGGAGGAAGAAUGAAGAUACUCAAUUCAGCCCUACCAACCUCUCACGUAAGAAGAUAAUAUUUUAAAUGUCUGACAAAAAAUGCACUAUAAAAUAUGUAUGGAUUAUAAUUUACUCCACAAUAAAAUAAAUGUAUCAUGAAUGGUUUGCAUAUGUCCUAGAUAUAUCAUGAUAAUAGUCACUCAUGUAAAAACAAAUCUUAAAUCCGGUUUGUAGCUCGGAAUCCAAAGAGUCCACGCAGCAUACGUCCUCCUGAUCAGGUGAUGCAAUCCAGGAAUAUGGUCACAGUUGAAUCUCAUAAGCCUAUCACCAAGGCACCAGUGCCUUCUCCAAGAAGGAGAAUGAUGGGACACCAGAAUGACUCUGGAAUUACCAGUGUUGUUCCAUCCAUACCACCAAGGUGAGCUAAACUGUCUGUAUAGUUGAUUUUCUUUUGUCCUUGUAUUCAACAAUUUUAAUUGGUCAGGUAUAAAAUGCAGAAAACGUUGUUAGCAAAAUAAAACUUAGCUUUUAUUAAAACAUAUUUGUAAACUGUACAUACAAUUUAUAAUCAAUCCGAAGUAAUCACACAAUACUAUUACUCUUUAUAUUAACAAAUUAAAUUGCACUUUUCCUGCAUGUUAUAAAGCAAUCAAAAAUGAAAAGCAAAAUCUAAACUCUUCUAAUGUGAGUCAAAGGAAUAACACAUCCAUUGAAAAUCAUAGAAUAGAGUAAGGGGCCAGUUAUCUAAAAAUAAUAAAGGAAAAACCUCUGUUUGAUAAACAUAGCUGUAGUCAACCUGAGUCACUUUACAAUAUCCCAAAAUGCAGGCGCACAGCAGUUCAGAGUGACAAGUUGAUGUUCAGAAGUCACUAUAUUAGCACAUGAUGUUAGUACUCAUAGAAUAUGGUCCAGGCCACCACCGAUUCUGGUUUAAACCUUUUCACCUCUACCACAGACCAUGUAGUCCAUAAUUGUUUCACAGGUGCUGGUGUGUUUUGCAGUUUGUCUAACUACUGUAAAGUGCAACAAUGUACCAUUUUCAAUUUGAUUGAACACUUGAAUAACCUUUUCCUGCCUUCCAUCAGGACUCCUCCAUUCACGUCAGAAGAUGACUCCUCUAAGGCAGACCCCACGUCUUUUAACACCCCAAAACGCAAAGCAACCCAAAACCUUCAGACAAUUCCCAGAAAACAGAAGCAGAUGGAAACAUUUAGUGAUGACGACUCAUUGUUUGACUCAGACACCUCUCCUGAGAAACCAAGUCCUAGAUCUGUGACCUUUUCAACGGCAAAGACAAACCAAGGUUAGAAUCCUACACCUGAAAAGCACAAGGCUGUGCCAAACUAGGAGAAUGGCUUCUGUACAGGUUACUAAACACUUUGCUGAUAGUUUUGGUAUCACUGUAUAAAGUACUCUACCCCUCCCCCCCCCCCGCGAUCAAUACAUACCUGCCAUCGCGAUCCUGGUCUGAGGGACUGCCUGACUCCUGUGCAGAGCAAUCACAUGACCAUGCUGUGCCUGCACUGGAGCUGUCAGGCAGUCUGACAGCCCCACUGUAAAAUAAAAAAUAUUUUUGUUCUAUAAUAUUUUUGUUCUAUAUUGAAUUAUUUUACAGGGGGGCUGUAUGUGUGUAUGUAUAUAUAGAUAUAGGGAGAUAGAGAGAUGCCCUGUUCAGGCUCCGAUCCUGACUGGCUAACACAAGGCAGAACAAUACUGAUCAUGAAAGACCCUCACAAGGGAACAACACCAUUUAAAUAACCCACCUCCCCACAACAUGAAAAACUCCUGUCAGGCAUUGUAGCCUCCAAGAUCCAAGGGUAUAUGAGUCAAUCUAUGAGCAAAACUCAGAAGGGGAUUGGAAACAACACCAGAGGAUCAAAACACCAACUACUAUUAGACCAAUCAGUCACAAGGGAUUCUAGGACCUGACAGAGCAAUCUGUGCACGGCCUGGAUUGACUACAAGAAAGAUGACACAAUGCCACACACAUGUAUACUGGAAUGCUUGGCUCACUACAAGGUCAGCAAGACAAUAAGAGCCUUCAUCAAGAGCUCGAUGGGCAAGUGGAAAACAACCCUAGAAGCCAAUUUCAGUACAAUAACUCAAGUGAACAUCAAAUGUGGCAUAUAGCAAGGUGAUGCGCUAUCCCCAAUGCUGUUCUGCAUAGGCCUCAACCCUUUUAGUCAGAUCAUCAAGACGAGUGGAUACAGGUUCAAAAGUGGAGCUACCUACAGCCACCUACUCUACAUGGACGACAUCAAUCUGUAUGCCAAGAAUGAGCGGGACAUUGACUCAUUGAUCCACCUAACCAGGAUAUACAGCAAGGACAUCGGAAUGUCGUUCGGACUAGAGAAGUGCGGACAGAUGAUAGCAAAAAGAGGGAAGAUGAUUAGAACAGAAGGCGUUGAAGUUUCAGAAGGCCAAAUAGAAGAUGUAGAGAACAGCUACAAGUACCUGGGGGUACCACAAACACAUGGCAACUAUGAGGAAGACGCAAGGAGGAUAGCAACAUCCAAGUACCUCCAAAGAGUCAGACAGGUCUCGAAGUCCCAGCUCAAUGGCAAGCCAUCAACACAUAUGUCAUCAGAUACCCAGCUGGAAAAAUAACCUGGCCAACAACUGGUCAUCAUGGAUGUCAAGACCAGGAAACUACUCACUAUGAAUAGAGGAUUCCACCAUAAAACCAGCACCCAGAGACUGUACACCUACUGGAAGGAUGGAGGUCUGGGCCUGAUGAGUGUCAAGGCCACAGUCCUGUAUGAAACACAAAGCAUCCACAAGUACAUCAUGAAGAUGGCUCCCAAAGAUGAACUGCUAAGGCAAUGCCAGAGACUUCAACAGAUGGAGGAUGCAGAAAAAGGUUCCUUGGCAAGACAAACCUCUCCAUGGGGAGUACCACCGGCAGAUAGUGGAUGUGGCUCACAUUACAAAAUACUACCAGUGGUUGGAAAAGGCAGAGCUGAAAGACAGCACUCAGGCACUAAUCCUAGCAGCACAGGAACAGGCCCUCAACACCAGGUCAAUAGAAGGUGGAGUCUACCACACCAGGUAAGACACAAGGUGCCGACUGUGCAAAGAGGCCUCUGAGACAGUCCAGCACCUAGUAGCAGGAUGCAAGAUGUUAGCAGAAACAGCAUACAUGGAGAGACACAACCAAUUAUCUGGGAUUGUGUACCGAAACAUCUGCACAGAAUAUGGAUUGAAUCUGCCUAGAUGGGAGAUACCACAAAGGGUAGUUGAGAAUGACAGGGCUAAGAUCCUGUGGGACUUCAAGAUCCAGACAGACAAGCAAGUGCUGGCCAACGAACCCGACAUCGUGGUGGUACACAAGGAAUGGUCACAAUAUUUUGGCCAGUGUUUCUACUAAAGUUUCUACUAACAAAACUGGACAUACCACAUUUUUCAAUACCUUGGGUUGUCUCCUAUUGCAAGCAGCAUUCCAUCAGGGGGGUAAUUUUCAUUCCUGGGCUACCAUAUGGUCUUUAAAGGCAACGUAACCAAUCUGGCCGAAUUUCAAUGUGAAAAAUAUGAAACGCAAGCCUUCACUGAACACAAAUAUUUGUGUUUCAAAACAGUAAAACGUAUCACAGCAAUAAUAUCAUCAGUGUAAGUGUGGUUUGUGUGUGAAAAAUGCAAAAAACAUCACUUUCACUGAUGAUAUCAUUGUUUUAAUACAUUUUACUGUUUUGAAACACUAAUAUUUGUGUUCAGCGAAGUCUCCCGAGUAAAACAGUACCUCUCAUGUACAGGUUUUAUGGUGUCUUGGAAAGUUAUAGGGUUAAAUAUAGUGCUAGCAAAUUAAAUUCCCUAUACUUUCAGCCUGGGUUGUCAGGCAGGUCCCGCAAAUUGCAAUUAAUAAAAUGACCUAAUUAUAUAAAAAUAUUACAUAGAUAUAUACGUAGAAUUAAUAAAUAUAUUAUAUUUAUUUAUAUAUAUAUAUAUAUAUAUAUAUAUAUAUAUAUUUAUAUUUUUUUAAAUUAUUUUUAUUUAUAUAUAGGGAUAUAUUGGAAGGCAUAGCCUGAAGUUGUGGGAGGGGUUACCUGGCUAUUUAAAAUCAGGCCCCCUACACCAUAGGGCUGAUGCUGCCUGGUUCAUUUCUACUUCCGGUUCAAAGGUUAUCAACACAGACUGCCUAAAACUCCAAACAAGCUGGUCUGGGCCUACUGUGGCUCCCACGCCGAUCGGACAGUUUUUCCCUGCUCCAACAACUCCCAUCCUGCUGUUCCAGCCACAUGCGGUCAAAGACUCCCAAGCCGAUCGGACCAAGUUCUCCCUGCUCCAACAACUACCAUCAUGCUGUUCCAGCCACAUGCGGUCAGAGACUCCCAUGCCGAUCAGACAAAGUUCUCCCUGCUCCAACAACUCCCAUCACGCUGUUCCAGCCACACGCAGUCAGACACUACUCACCUCCUCUCCAGAACUGGCCGCUGGCGCUAUUAGACCCCUUACCAUCUUCCCGGGCCUUUUCCUGGACCAAACCUCCGUGUCCACCAAGUCUGGGUACUUUCCAGCCGCAUAGCUGACCUCUCACCUCACCGCAAGCUUCCGGGUCAAGUUAUUUGUUUCCUCUACCAGUCAAAUCCACGAACCGUGAGUCUACCUGUAUGGGCCAAAUCCAUGAACACACAAUUGUGCACACGUUUACGUUCUUACAUACGUCCAUUCUGGACUUUUUUCCGUUAAGGACUUAAGUCAGUUCACCUACUCCUGCCUGCUCUUCGUUCCAUUCCUAUUCGCUAGUUUAUUUUCGUCAAAUUUCUACCGAACUAGUCUCCAGUCUCUCAGUUACAUGCUUCCAUCUAGCGGCCACCACAAUCAUAGUACCAAGUUGUUAGUUUUACACUGUUUCCUGAUACAUGAAUGUCCAGGUUCUUUUAUGAAAGUAUUUAGCCUGCUACUAGUUAUCCUUACAUGCCCCCUGUAGUUCGGUUAUGUUUGCUAUGUUUCUUGUUAAUAUUUAGGAUUGUGCACGGAUAUUGUCAGUUUCUCAUUACUAAUUCAGCUCUUGUGUGUGUGUAUAUAUAUAUAUAUAUAUAUAUAUAUAUAUAUAUAUAUAUAUAUAUAUACUUAGAUCAUAUAGAUAAUUAUUAUCUGUAUGAUCUAAGUAUAUAUUUUAUUUUAAACUGUGUUUUAACUUUUUUUACCAAUUACAGGCAGCAGAGGGAGUACCUGUCGUUACAGGCACUCACCCUCCUGGCAUUGCUAUGGACGGCUAUGCCGUCCAUGUGAUCAUGAGGUCCUCGCAAGGACGGCGGGGGCGUUCUAUGCCGCCCGUCUGCGUUUAGCACCGGGUCCCCAAGGACCGCUGUCCUUAAGGGGUUUAAACCUGGAAAGGAAAAAGCGUUAUAUUUGACCAUGUAAUUUUUAAAAUUCCCAUAAAACCUGUAUACAUGGAGGGUACUCCUGUACUCAUGAGACAUUGUUGAACCUAAAUAUGUGUAUUUUAUUGCAGUAAAAGAUAACUGUAUUAUGACAUUCACAGUUAAAAUGCCACGCAGAACUUGGGAAAUAACAUUUCUUCAUUUCAUAACGCUUCUUCAGUUUUUAUUCCUAUAAAUCUCUUACAUAUCUAAAUAUUUCAUAUAUGAAAUGAAAGUUCUGUUUCUACUGAACAUAAUUAUACAUAAGUGUGGGUGCACUUAAUAUGAAAGAGGUGAAUUACGGUUGAACAGACAUAUAGUCAAAUUAAAUUUUUUGUUUACAUUUUGUUUUGAUGAGAACAUGUACAAUUGCCUCCAUCCUGCAAGGAUUAUUGUAGAUUCUGGCUUUCACACUACUAAAACUUUAUGUAAACGCACAUCUUAAUGUCUCAUACAUUCCUUUUUUAAAUACUAUCGCUUUACUUGUAUUUGCGCAAUACAUAUAUGUGCAGCUGUAUAUGUGUGCUUUUCUCUGCUGGUUUAAAUUAGAUUUUUGACUCUCCUCUGUUUAUUUAAUUGUUCUAGCUAUUCUCAACCAAUCUGCACGUUUCACUCUCAGACACAUUUUCCGCUAUUUAUGACAUCUGACACCUCUCACCCCCUCUCCUUCUCACAUCAGUCGUUUUCAGUGUUAGUCUCUAUCAUAUUGGCCAAUAUUGCUUCAGACUUGAACAAGAGCGAAAAAUUCUCAAAAGCUUGUAUUUUAAGUAUUAUGUUAGUCCAAUAAAAGAGGUAUUGUAAAAAUUGUUUAAGUCAACUUUGCUUUCAGUCUGGCUACUCUGGCUUUAAAUUUGAAAUACACUUAAAUUCUUACUUUAGUUAAUAACCCCAUUAAUAAUAUACAGCUAUCAUCUAAAGCAACUUGUUUGAGCCAUUAUUUAUUUCUUAAUCAAACAUAUUUUGGGAUAAAUGGCAAUUUAUGUACAUGGUUUCAUUACUUUCUGCAUUCGUGGUAACAGCCGCACAUACCACGAUUGCGUCCACAGUAAUGUAAAACAUAUUACAGUAUAUGUUAAUGAAUAGGCCUGGUGAAAAUUUUUCAUUCAUUAUUAGACAGUUUUAUCAGUGUCGACUGGUGAAUUUUAAAGAUGGUAGGGCACUGUUCUCCCUGACUUGCUGGGUUCCUCCAACGUAAGCCCCUGAUAUGCCGUGCCCUGUUCAAAACUAGCUGCAUCUCCACUUAUCUAUAAAGGAGAUAAUGUUAACUGUAGAUAAAAUUAUGACAGGCAGAUGUUUGUUUUUUUCUACACAUGUAUUCCAAUAAAAUUGAUUUACUUUUGAUGCAACAAAAAUUACCAUCCAAGCUCCCCAUGUGGACCAGCCUUCAUUCAAUUUGAAAUAAACCAUAAUUAAUUUUUAUUUCUUUAGGGUCUCUUGUGCAUUCCAUGGCACAGAGUAUAGAGAAACAACUUUCCAAACCAAGGCAGAAGCCAGUCGGAGGAGUGGAAACUAUCAACUCUCAGUCCAUGAAAUCCCAAAACAGUCCAAGAAAAGAUGAGAAAAUGCAUGUGAGUGAGACAGUGUUCUGUCUUUCCGGCAUUCAUUAAACCCAAGUCUAUAAAACAAUGUAAUAAUACUGUGAUAUUUUUUUCACAGCUGUCAGAUAUAAGUGACUCUGAAAUCUCCUCCUUUGAUGACAUCACUGAAAACCAGGUCAUUGGUGAGCAAAAGCCCCGACCUGCUCUUCGACAGAGUGCAGACUCCACAGGGUCACAGGGCACCAGUGUAUGGAGUUCGUCAAGUAUCAGAGCUGAGCGUUGGUGAUAAGAGAAAUAUGGAGAGAACACACAACAAAAAUGAAGUUUUCAGUUUUAUGUCUUUACAUUUUGAGCGAUAAGGAUGAUUCCCUCUCUUGUUGUUUCAUUUUUUGGCUAAAUUGAUUGCACUUUGCAAAUACUACUACAACGAGGAAUAAUGCUACAUGAUGAUUUACUAUUAAUUACUCUAGAGCAGGGGUGCCCAAAAGGCAGAUCCCUAGAUGUUUUAAAACACAGCUUCCAUGAUUCUUUGUCUUUCUAAAAGCAUGCAAACCAUUAUGGGAAUUGUAGUUCUACAUCAUUUGGGGAUCUACCUUUUGGGCACCCCUGCUCUAGAGCUUUGUGUUUCUUUAUAACCAUUUCAUAUAUUUAUAUUAAUUCUUCAUUUUUUUUCUAUUUUAAACUUGUUUAGUGAUGAUUUUUUGUAACCACAUCUCAUUGUUUCAAAACAAGUUUAUUCAUUCAGUAAAGCACUAUAUGUGUAUAUAUUAUAUAUGCUAAAUUCAGCAGAGAUAUCUAUCCUCUAGUUUAAUCACAAUAUGGGCAUUGCGUACAAUGGCUGAAUCAGAUGAUCUUUGGGGUUCUCUCCUGCAGCCCCUGAACACUGGUAGGGACACAGAGUUAAAGCAGCGGGAAAUCUAUUUUAGUAAUCAGUCUAUUUUUAUACUUUUUAUACCAGAUGUGAACUGGGUAGGGAACAUUAGAUCAUGACAUCAUCUGCUACUAGGUUCCAAAAUGUAUCAAGUUUGUAUUUUUAUCGUGGACAUGGGAAGAAGUAUCAGACUUUUAAAUGUUAAACCUUUGAAAAAAGAGAAGAUUUUUUAUAUUUUUAUGUGUAACUACCAAACAUGUUAGUUUUCCAGUCAUAUUGUUAUUUUUUUACCCUUGGUCAAAUUCUAAGCCUCUUCUUAUCGAUUAUUGUAAAUGCAAUCACAGGACAUGACAUGCUGUAAUGACGCACUUGUGUUCAAAUAUUCAACUUCUUCAGAAUGAUUAAUAUGAUGCUCUAAUGAAGCUCACAUAUGAAGCCUGUUUUCUUUUUUUUUUUUAUAUAUAUCAAUUCUUUUUUAUUAAGCACAAGGUAUUUAUAAGACUUUUAUGACAAUACAUUGGCACAAUGUUCUGUACCAAGUCUUUCAUGAAAUCAUAACCAUUGAGUCCACGAAAAUAUUGAAUGAUUGAAGAUGAGAUAUCAAAAGUAAACAAUGUGCAACUUGAUUUAUAAAGAUCAGUGUGCAUUAUUAUUAUUAUUUUAUUAUUUAUAUAGCGCCAGCAAAUUCCGUAGUGCUGUACAAUGGGUGGACUAACAGACACGUAAUUGUAACCAGACAAAUGGACGCACAGGAACAGAGGGGCUGAUGGCCCUGCUCAAUGAGCUUACAUGCUAGAGGGAGUGGGGUAUAGUGACACAAAAGGUAUAAGUAAGGGUAAUGAAAUAGGUUGCUAGAAAAGUAUUCACUGAGAACUUUGGUUAUUUUUGACAGUUUCAGGAGGGGAUAGCAAAAGCAUACAUUAUAUGUUACCAUACCAUGAAAAUGUUAUAAAAAGUCAGCAGGAUAGGUGAAAUCUCUGCAAAAAAAAUCACAUUUCCUAGCUUUAAAUUUGAUGACGCACGCACAUACACACAAGAAUAUAAAUUGAUGUUAAUUUAUUUUAUUGAUGUAAUUUCAGAUAAAAAGCCUCUUAAAUAAUGAGAGACACGUACUGAUAAAUCACAAAAGUAGUCAUUAAAAUUGCUAUGUGUUAUCAAUUAACACUGCUUGUCAUUUACUAAUCCAGUACUGAGUUGUUUAUACAUUUUAUAAUUUGUACAACUGCAGUGAUAUUUGUCAUGUGCUUUUUCCUUCACUAUAUUUCAGGGAAUUCUGUCCACUGCUUAGAUUGUUGUCGGUUAAAGUGCAAAUUAACUUAAACAAGAAAAGUAAUAUGCAACUGUCAUUAACAUGCCCUCUUAUUUUUGUCCCAAUAUGUGUAUACAAUAUACUGUUGGUACUGUAAUGUAUACUGGCAUUAACGGUAAAACGUUGCUCAUUUCUAUAAGGUUUGUUAAUACAUUGCACAUGUUUUUUGUAAGCUUUUUAGUGAAAAUAAAAAUCAAUUUGUAGUGUAGUUAUAUUUGAAAUUUAAAAUCAACAAAUACAAAUUAAUGAUUAAUUAUUUUUAAGUGCUUGUUAUGUCAAAGAGUUUUCAUUUCUGAUUAACUUUGUCAACUGUUUCCCUUUAAUAGUAACACCUAU
This is a messenger RNA of Pelobates cultripes (western spadefoot toad), 41206 nucleotides long. Lineage: Eukaryota; Metazoa; Chordata; Amphibia; Anura; Pelobatidae. The record is from the annotation of a GenBank genome assembly.